Messenger RNA from Parnassius mnemosyne (clouded apollo), 267 nucleotides. The record is from the annotation of a GenBank genome assembly. NCBI's taxonomy places the organism in Eukaryota, Metazoa, Arthropoda, Insecta, Lepidoptera, Papilionidae.
UUGCCCUAUUCUAUUAAAAAAACUUUGUCAACAAUAUGUUACUUAAAACUUAUCUUGACUGUAAUGAAAAAAACCACUUACAUAAUUUUAAAUGUACUGACUUGCAUCGUCAAUAGUGUCCAUGACAAUCAGGUGUACUGUAAGUUCGUUUGUCAUUUCAAUUUUAUAAAAAAACACUGUCAGAAUAAGACAAUACUUUACAGAUAUGAUGAGAGAUUUAUUAUUUUGUACUUUCCCUCUCAAUACAACAGUAUACAAACAUUGUAG